UGCAGUACAAAUGUCAAACUAAUGUUAAACCCAUCUGUGACCUAUGUUUCCAGCUGGAUAUCCUAUACAAACUCAGCCUGUAUAACUCCCAUGAACACAACUUGACUGAAUGGCACCGGGCUUUUAUAGAUAGUGGCCGUACAUGUCUGGAGUUUGAGUGUCUAGACAAAAGUCUUUUUGACUUCAUGCAAGAAAGACAUUUCCAACCGCUGAGUUUAAUGGCAAUUCGACCAAUCGUCGUGCAGAUGGCAGUAGCUCUGAAACAUCUCAAGUCUGUUGGAAUUAUACACGCAGACCUCAAAUUACAGAAUGUGAUGUUAGUCAAUCACCAACAAGAGCCGUACCGAAUUAAAGUGAUUGACUUUGGCCUGGCUUGUGAGACCUCAGCUGCGACAGUGGGUUCUUACAUUCAGAGCCGUCCAUAUCGGUCCCCAGAGAUUAUUCUAGGCCUUCCAUUUACAGAGGCCAUAGACGUUUGGUCUCUGGGAAACAUUGCUGCCUAUCUGUACCUCGGUUCCCUGCUGUACCCUGGCUAUACUGAAUAUGAUAUGAUGAACUACAUAGUAGAAACCCAAGGGAACCCACCAGAAAAAAUGUUAAACUCUGGGCUAAAGACCUCCUGCUUUUUCUACAAAGAGUUCAAUUCCACCACCAGCAACUGGAAACUCAAGACGCCUGAACAAUUUUUUGAAGAGUCAGGGAUUAAGCCCACAGAGAGAAGAGGAAGAAACUUUACAUCUCUGAAUGACCUCUUACAUUUCCAGCAACUCGGGGCUCAGACAUUUACAGAUAAAGCUGCAGAAAUGUGUGAUCUCUUGAUGUUUGUUGAAAUGGUGAAAGAAAUGCUUCAGCUUGAUCCUGAAAGACGGAUUACACCCCAACAGGUGCUGGACCAUUCUUUCGCCAGAAUGAACCACAUAGGGUACUUGUACGACCUGAGCUCCUAUGUAAAGUCCUGCUAUCAGCACAUGGACAUCUGUAAGGAAAAGAGCACAGUGUCUUCGGAUAGUGGGACAAGAGUCCCCAGAGAUUAUUCUAGGCCUUCCAUUUACAGAGGCCAUAGACGUUGGUCUCUGGGAAACAUUGCUGCCUAUCUGUACCUCGGUUCCCUGCUGUACCCUGGCUAUACUGAAUAUGAUAUGAUGAACUACAUAGUAGAAACCCAAGGGAACCCACCAGAAAAAAUGUUAAACUCUGGGCUAAAGACCUCCUGCUUUUUCUACAAAGAGUUCAAUUCCACCACCAGCAACUGGAAACUCAGACGCCUGAACAAUUUUUUGAAGAGUCAGGGAUUAAGCCCACAGAGAGAAGAGGAAGAAACUUACAUCUCUGAUGACCUCUUACAUUUCCAGCAACUCGGGGCUCAGACUUUACAGAUAAAGCUGCAGAAAUGUGUGAUCUCUUGA
Molecule: messenger RNA, 1406 nt
Organism: Archocentrus centrarchus (flier cichlid)
Lineage: Eukaryota; Metazoa; Chordata; Actinopteri; Cichliformes; Cichlidae
Product: homeodomain-interacting protein kinase 3-like
Exons: 11
Coding region: 186-1406 (406 amino acids)
Biological process (GO): peptidyl-threonine phosphorylation; peptidyl-serine phosphorylation
Cellular component (GO): nucleus; cytoplasm
Molecular function (GO): protein tyrosine kinase activity; protein serine/threonine kinase activity; ATP binding
Source: RefSeq, a predicted model, not a curated record